UCCGAUAACAAGGAUCAGGAAAUAGUGCGUCUGCUGAUGUGGCUUAAAAAACAACAACAACAAAUUUGCGAUUUGCAACAAAUACCGGUUUGUUAAUGAUUUAUUGAGUGAUGGAAACUGCAUAAAUUCAUCAAAUCAGAGUGAGGAGUUGAUAUCCCUAUGUGCAAAAAAUGAAGGAUGCUACCCAGGAAGCUGAUCUAUGUGUACUUUGUUGGUGUAGUGUUUGCUAUAGGAUGGAUAUAUUAUAAUUUUGGUAGUGGAUGUCAAGAAAGUGGCGAUGACUUUGAGUUGGAAAAAAAGAAGGUGCAAAUCUUACAGCAGAAACAUGAAUCACAGAAAAGUGAAAUUGAAGUGCUGAAACGACGAGUUGAUGAAUAUAAAUCAGAACUCAGGAAAGCUGAGAUAAGACUGUCUCAUUUAAAAAAUGAAAAUUCAGGUCUUCCAAAAAUUUUCCUCAUUACUCCUACUCAUAUGCGGCCGCAGCAAAAGGCAGAGCUUACGAGGCUGUCAUACACUCUGCGACUUGUGCCAAAUGUGCAUUGGAUAGUUAUUGAAGAUGCUGCAGCCAAGACUGUACUUGUGAGCAAAUUUUUGACCAAUUGUAAAGUUCCUUACACACAUUUGAAUAUAGCCACCCCAGGAAAGUUAAAAUUAAAGGAAAGUGAUCCAAACUGGUUGAAACCUCGAGGGGUACACCAAAGGAAUGCAGGGCUGGACUGGAUCAGGAAACAGCCAUUCACCUCGGGUGUUGUGUACUUUGCUGAUGAUGAUAAUACUUAUGAUAUACAGUUAUUUGAAGAGAUGAGAUUCACAGAAAAGGUUUCAGUUUGGCCUGUGGGUCUGGUAGGAUACCUGUGGUAUGAAUCACCAGUUGUUAAACAGGGAAAGGUUAUAGGUUGGUAUACAUUCUGGAAACCAGAGAGGCAUUUUGCUAUGGACAUGGCUGGCUUUGCAGUUAACCUGAGAUUAUUCAAAGACUACCCAACAGCAAAGUUCCAUGAUAGUGCUGGUAGAGGUAACCUAGAGUCGGACCUACUCACACAGUUAAAUGUCCAGCUGACAGAUCUCGAGCCCAAGGCAGAAAAAUGUACUAAGGUGCUUGUUUGGCAUACAAGAACAGAAAAGCCGUCGUUGAAAAAUGAAGAAAAAAUGAUGAUGAAAAAUGGCUUUAAUUCUGAGAACGUCUUAGAAGUUUAACUGUAAUUAAAUAAUGUCCAAGUAUAUCUUGGAAGUUAAAUUGUAAAUUACUGGUAUCACCUAGUCUUCACAAACCUUGUGACAGUGUGUGAAAAUGGUUCAAAACCACAACAGCUUUGUACAGCAUUAAAUUAGUAGUGAAUUUGAUACUGCAUGUAAUUCUCUGAAAACAGCCGAAUAUUUUUUAAUAUCUUUCGUUGAAUAUUAAAUAAGAUAUACGUAAAUAAUUUCAAAUGCCAAUUUCUUUUUGUAGAUUUUAGAGUAGUAACAAUGAUGCUAUGAUUUUGAUGAUGAAAUAUCUUAGUUAAUGGCAACAUGGAUAAUGACGUACAUGUUUUACCAGUAUACAACAUGUGCCAUCAACAUUUAAUAAGGUCUGACUGCAGUAUUCUUUUGCCUGCUGAAUAUCAGCAUGUUCACAUUGAAAUCCUUUAAUCAUACUAUAGACAGCUUCAAAUUUACUACUGGACUAGUCCAUUAUACAAAUGAAGGGGGAUGAAAGUUAAUUGAAAUGCAGCAGUAAAUGCUACACAAGUAAGUAAUGAGGUUGGUAGAAAGGGAAUUUUAUCAGUAUAUUACAUGUAAAUAUAAGGUCAAUCAGGGAGCAUUAUUUAUGUCAACUUGAUUGUGGCUUAUUGAAACCCUCCUAGAACUUACAAGUACUUGCAUGAUAAGAAAAAAUAAACUAAGCCCUUUUCUGACUGAGAAGGGCUAGAUAUCUAGAAUCCCUGGAUAUCUAGAACCCCUGGAUAUCUGGAAUUCCUGCAUAUAUUAAAUCCCUGAAUAUUUAGAAUUUCUGGAUAUCUAGAACCCCUGGAUAUCUAGAACCCAGACUUUUUAAUCACGAAAAUGAUGUACAAAGACAUCUUAGUGGGAGUAACAUUCCCUCCCCUAGCAUUUUUAACAUGAUUUGUAUGUAACUCCAAAGCAUAAUUAUUUAUCUUUCAUUCAAUUAAGUUGUGGAUUUGACUCAAUACAGAAUUAGAGCAGUAUCUCUAGAUGCUUGCAGAAAUCAUGAUCACAAAAUAGACAAAUAUCGUUUUUUUUUCGCCGAUUAUUACAUUUUUCAUUCACUAUCAUACAUAAAGCAGUGUAAAAAGAUGAAUUAGACCUUUUAAAGUUCAUUUCGUAAGGUAAAAGGCGUGAUUUUAGCAUUAAACAUUCAAGAGUCUUGUCCGGUAUGUACCGGAAUACGGUAUUAAGUGUGGUGCUCCAAUCCUUUUUUUUAGUCUCACUCUUAUGUUAUUACAAAGAUAUUUAGUCUACAACACAUACAGGUACAUGUAUUCUGUUAUUAAAUCUAAUCAAGUAUUGUUGUAAAGGAACUUAUCAUUGUCAAAAAAAAAUAUAUUUAUGGAGUAGAUAAAGGGAUAUAUUCCAUGUUCAAAUCAAAAUGAUAAACAUCAUAUUUUUUAUGAGCUAUUUAAAGGUUGGAUGAUGCAUUUGGAUGAAAAUAAAUCAGUGUGAAUUUAUUUGAUAACUCAAACAUUAUGCAUAUUUUGAUAAUUUCUUAAUAGGAAUAUAUUCAUAAAAUUAUAAAACUGAGAGAUAUGUUUUAUUCUGGUAGCUUAUUAGGAGUCAUAUACAUGUAGUUCUAUAUUUACAAGUCUUAUCUUGUUUUUAUGAUACACAAUUUGUAGCUCAUUCUCCUGUUAUUAAGGGACCACUGUUCUGUUAUAUAAUAUGUAAUAUAUUUUUUUUUUUUUAUUUGUGAUGACAGAUAAAAGGUUGUACUUGCCAUUUUUAAUGUGGAUAGUGGCUUUUUAAAGUUGAUUAUUGUUAUAUAAUGUGACAGAAAAAGGUAAUGUGUCUUCGUGAAUACAUGUAUUACUUUGUUAUACAUUGUAUAUUUAAGAAAUAAUAUAUCCCAAACAGUGAUUUUAUCGCUCAAUAAAAUCACUGUUUGGAGUUCAGAUGCAAGGAAUUAUAUCACGAGGGUGUAUCCUAAGUGAUGUAAUGAUGCGCAUCCAAAUGACAAACAGUGAUUUUGUCAAGCGAUAAAAUCACUGAUUUGGAUAUAUUAUUUCAAUUCGAACACGAAAUCAAGAAGAAAACGCUGCUGUACCUGAUAUUAAGCUAAAUUGCGUCUUAUUUGUUUCCGUACUUAUUUUCAGGGCGUCACAUUUUUAGUGGUUACGUCACAUGUAUUAUGAUUAUGUCACAUGUCUAAAUAUAGAACCUCAAACAAUGAUUUUAUUGCAUAAUAACACACUCUUUCGGUUCCUUUAAGUUCAAUAGGGAAAAAAUGCAGGUCGUGUAAGAAUUUACAAUAAUAUGUUUUGAUAAACACUCAGCUUAUGUUUUUUUCUGGUGCUUGACAAUUCAUAGUUUGCAAAAAUAUUUCAUCUUUGUAAUGUAUUUGUAUCUCACAGCAUGCCUUAAUGUUUUAAAGCAGUCACAUCCUUUCAUGGUGUUAGAAAUACACAUUUUUUGUCAGCGAUACAUAAACUGCGUAAAAUUGAAAUAUUGCUAAGUUCAGGGCUUUCAGGUUUUCUGACAUUUUGAACUUGCACCCACACAUUCUGGCAAUAAACUUUCACAAGAGCCAAGAGGUCAGUUGUGAUCUUUAACUUAAAACAGCAAUUUUUUUUUGUACCUCACAACAGCAUGUGUCAGGUGUCAUAUGGCAGCUGUGAAAAGUUGCCCUGAACUCCAUUACAAUGUUGUUUAAUUUUUCUGGUCCUUAAGGAACAUUGAUUUAAGCACAUUAAGUGUUGAAAAUUGAGUACUGCUCAAGUGAGUGAGUGAGAGAUGUUUCACUUUUCCAUUAUCUUUCAUGUACAGACUCAGUGAGUCUGGACUUUUCAUGUAAUUUUGUUGUUAUUAAUUCUUCCGAGGCAUAAUGAUCAACCUUUUUUCCAGAUUUUUGUGUCGCCUGCUACAGUAGCAACAAUUUAUAGGGAUCACUACUCUCGUUGGCUUUUCACACAGGUUUUCUGCUUGAAUGAGUUUUGGUUCUGAGUUAUGGCCCUUAAAUAAAAAAAGCAUUUUGACCUGUUAGUGAUUUUUGUGUCUCCUGCUAUAUGGUAGCUGCAUCAUGUAAUUGGCUCAUGUGCAUUGUAUUCUAAAUUUGAGUGAUUUACCUCAUUUUCAAAAUUCACAUAUAAUUUUGUUGUGCAAAUCUAAAACAGUUCAUUAUCAGUAGAUUGAACAAUACAAGUCUUGCCUCAAAAAUGAUUUAUUUUUAUUAAAUAUCACAGAAUUGUAUUUUUUUUGUACUUCUAACUAUUGCCAUUAUGUUUUUAUAACUGAUUUUAAGUCUUCAUACUUUGUUACAUUUUAUUAAACAAUUGAAAAUCAGUCACAUUUUCUAAAGCUCUUUUGGUUAUAUUUAGACAAAGGAUUAUGACAAUUAUAGGUAAUUGGAGAGGUGUUUUGAAUGUUGAAAGGUGUGUAAUUGAAUAAUCAGCAGAAGGAAACCAAAUGUCGUUCGUUUAGUUACGUUUAGUUACAAUUGCUUCCAUUUGUUUGAAAGGGAUAUGUGCUAAUACACUUUUUGUACAGUAUAUGUAAACAAUAUUGUUAUUUAAUGAUUGUUAUAAUUGAUUGAAUAAAAUAAUGUGAAAAUAUUA
This is a messenger RNA of Ruditapes philippinarum (Manila clam), 4769 nucleotides long. RefSeq names its product galactosylgalactosylxylosylprotein 3-beta-glucuronosyltransferase 3-like. The record is from RefSeq and is a predicted model, not a curated record. Lineage: Eukaryota; Metazoa; Mollusca; Bivalvia; Venerida; Veneridae. Gene Ontology annotation, cellular component: Golgi membrane. Gene Ontology annotation, biological process: chondroitin sulfate proteoglycan biosynthetic process; carbohydrate metabolic process. Bases 178 to 1197 code for a protein of 339 amino acids. The transcript has 7 exons. Gene Ontology annotation, molecular function: galactosylgalactosylxylosylprotein 3-beta-glucuronosyltransferase activity.